AUGUAUCUAAACAAGCUAGACUUGAAGGAUUAUCUUAAAAAUUUUGAUAUAAAACCAGAUAAAUUAGGUGAAAAUCUUUAUGAAAAUUAUCAAAAUAAUGAAAGUGAUCAAUAUUCUAUUGAUCCAUUAGCACCAGAUGAAGAAUUUGUUUGUAAAGCAUUUCCUGAUUCACAAUCUGUAUUACAAAAAGAAGAAUGUUUUACAAAAAAUUUAAGAAAAGAAAAUGCAUACUAUGAAUUAAAAAAUAAAGCUGAUUUUACAGCUUCUCUUCUAUUAACAAUAGUGAAAAACUUUCUAUUAAACUGA
Messenger RNA from Rotaria sp. Silwood1, 306 nucleotides. The record is from the annotation of a GenBank genome assembly. Lineage: Eukaryota; Metazoa; Rotifera; Eurotatoria; Philodinida; Philodinidae.